Messenger RNA from Vicia villosa (hairy vetch), 1704 nucleotides. RefSeq lists its product as uncharacterized. The coding region runs from base 234 to 1451 and encodes 405 amino acids. The transcript is spliced from 7 exons. NCBI's taxonomy places the organism in Eukaryota, Viridiplantae, Streptophyta, Magnoliopsida, Fabales, Fabaceae. The record is from RefSeq and is a predicted model, not a curated record.
UGUGAAUCCCAAAAUAUACUCACUAAGAAAAAAAAAAUAGACGGAGUUUUCUGCUAGCGUGAGUUCAAACAAACAUCUUCAUAGCGUGAGAGCUCAAUUCUUUACGACACCGUUUCGUCGUGCUUCCUCCCUCAACUACAACACAAACAGCGAAAACCGAAAUUGCAUGUGUUUAAUUUAACCCUUUCUUUUGUUUCAUCCUCAAUUUUUCUGGUGUUUGAAGAAAAUCGAGAAUGUGGGGAUUUGGUGGUAGAUAUUAUUGGGGGAGAAAGGUGGAUUUUGAGAAAGCGAAUGGGAUAGUUGUGGUGUUCGCGUGGAUGUCAAGUGAGGAGAAGCACUUUAUGAGAUAUGUGGAUCUUUAUGCUUCUUUUGGAUGGAAUUCGAUUAUAUGCCACUCUCAAUUUCUCAAUAUGUUCUUCCCCGAUAAAGCCACAAAUCCUGCUGUUGAUAUUCUAAAUGAACUCGUUGAGGUUCUGAAAAUUAGGCCUUGUCCCAUUGUCUUCGCAUCUUUUUCGGGUGGUGCAAAAGCUUGUAUGUUAAAGGUUCUUCAGAUAAUUACUGGGAAGUCUGAAACACAUAAUAUGGAUGAUUACCAGCUUGUUAGAGACUCUAUUUCUGGCUAUAUUUAUGAUUCCAGUCCAGUUGAUUUUACCAGUGAUAUGGGCGUCCAGUUUAUUCUACACCCAUCUGUUUUAAAAGUGUCCCAUCCACCAAAAUUUGCUUCAUGGAUUGCCAAUGGCAUAGCAUCUGGUCUUGAUUCCCUUUUCCUCAACAGAUUUGAAUCCCACCGUGCAGAGUAUUGGCGAACACUUUACUCCACCACUAGUAUGCAGGUCCCGUAUCUCAUUUUUUGUUCAGAAAAUGAUGAUCUCGCUCCUUUUGAAGUUGUUUCAAAUUUUUUCCAUCGAUUAAAAGACCUUGGCGGCGAUGUCAAGAUGGUAAAGUGGAGUUCCUCUCCUCACGUAGGUCAUUUCCAUUAUCAUCCUGAUGAAUACAAAGCUGCUAUCAUCGAGAUCCUUGGCAAGGCAGUCGCAACUUAUAGUCACAAGAACAGAAGAAUUGAAGAUGAGAAUCUGGGCAUAGAGGGAAUAAGAAAUGAGAUCACCGAUCCGUUCUCUGAACUGAGGAAAGCAGCAACAACCUCAACUAGUUUCCAGGGUUUUGUUGUUGCUCCAAGUGAGAAUUUGUCUCCUGGUUCACUGGAAUAUUAUGACGGUAAAGAUGUUGGGUCCGUAUCAGAUGAGCGAAAAGGAAAUUUUAUUCAUCUCCCAAGCCGUCCAAGCAUCAAUGCUAACGGGGUUCUUGGCCAAAUAUUGUUUGACGUAUGUGUCCCCAAGACAGUUGAGGAUUGGGAUGUCAGAUCGAAUUCGAAAAAUGUGGGACUAUUAUCUGGUACUAGGAGACACAUUCCUUUCAAUCCUAUAAAAUGCAUCCGACGGUCAAGGUUGUAACAUUGUGAAUGUUGAUCCACAAGUUUUGGGUGGAUACGAGAGUUGACUGUUUCUUCAAAAGAAUUUCAAUAAGAUCUUAUCGUUCCGGAGAUGUAAUGCCGCAGUACCUGAAAUAAGAGGCAGAACGACUUGUAAAUUCCCUCUCAGCUGUCUUUUUAAUUACUGAAUAAUGUGAUUGAGAAGCUGGUUUUUUCCUGCGUGAAUUGUACAGAUACUUCAACUGAGAAAAAUAUAUUUUAUGUUUUGACUGAAA